AUGGGUUUUCAGUCCUUUGACAAUAGAAAUUCUUUAGAUUCAUUAACUAUGAAGAUGGUGAAGGCUGAGGUAGGUGGCGAGGGAGAAGGGAAGACGUGUGGUGUCGCAGAUAGCAGGCAUAGCGUAGGGAAGAAGACGGUGGACAGGGAAGACGGUGGGGAGGGGUUUGGGGGGUUUGGGUGA
This is a messenger RNA of Prunus armeniaca (apricot), 183 nucleotides long. The record is from the annotation of a GenBank genome assembly. Lineage: Eukaryota; Viridiplantae; Streptophyta; Magnoliopsida; Rosales; Rosaceae.